Messenger RNA from Lobosporangium transversale, 647 nucleotides. RefSeq lists its product as hypothetical. The transcript has 2 exons. Gene Ontology annotation, cellular component: mitochondrion. The coding region runs from base 10 to 627 and encodes 205 amino acids. The record is from RefSeq and is a predicted model, not a curated record. Lineage: Eukaryota; Fungi; Mortierellomycota; Mortierellomycetes; Mortierellales; Mortierellaceae.
UAGAAAAAAAUGUUCGGGGGACAGCAUAUCAUUACGAGGCAAUUGAACAAGGGUGUUUUUGGUGGCGCGAGUGGUGCUGUUCGAGGUACUCAAUUUUUCUUCUCGAAGAGACACACAUCUCCACCCAUACGCGCCAAUUUUGGCGAUCAUAAAACCCGUUUGUAUUCUUCUGUUACACCUACACCUCCUACGAAUAAGACCAAUUCUACUGUUGCUACUGCUGCUUCUGAUACAGUCAAAAAACUAAGCAAGUUUAAACAGUAUGCAGAGCAGUUCAAGAACAAGCCUGCAAGUCAUUUGAUUGCCUUUGGACUCUUGCACGAAGUGACAGCAGUGGUCCCACUUCCGAUUGUUUAUUUUGCAUUAGCACAAUCUGGUAUGACCAUCCCGUUCCCAGAACAGGCCAUGGAGGAAGGAAACAAAUUUGUCACACGUGUGGCCAAGUACUAUGGCUGGAAUUUGGAAGGAGAUACAGGUGCCCGCACAAUGCUAAACAUGGCAACAAGUUACGCGCUUGUGAAGGCAGUGAUGCCUUUACGAUUGGCAUUGUGUGCAUGGAUGACGCCGUGGACAGCAACCAGGGUUAUAUCACCCGUCAUGAGUAUCUGGCGUCGAUUUAGGAAAUAAUGAAUAUUAAUAAAUUCACC